Molecule: messenger RNA, 971 nt
Organism: Dendroctonus ponderosae (mountain pine beetle)
Lineage: Eukaryota; Metazoa; Arthropoda; Insecta; Coleoptera; Curculionidae
Product: endocuticle structural glycoprotein SgAbd-2
Exons: 3
Coding region: 341-925 (194 amino acids)
Cellular component (GO): chitin-based extracellular matrix
Molecular function (GO): structural constituent of chitin-based larval cuticle
Source: RefSeq, a predicted model, not a curated record
UAGGCAGGCGACUGCCGUAAGAAAUGUAUUAUCAAGACGUUUUUUUUUGGACUAUUGCCUUUAGACUUUGACUCGAAAAUUCGCCGAUGAGUGAUGAUUUUGGACAAUUGAACACACACUGCAUAGAAUUUGCAAUCAAUAGCAGGAAGAUCAAGUUCGUUAGCAACAUCCUUGCUCAUAUAGGGAUCCAACCCAAAGUGUGACAUUUCUUGUGUGUCUUCUUCGGAACUAACAAUGGGGACUCCACAGUAUAAAAAGUGUGCACAAGCAACUUAUAUCAUUAAUUAGUGAUUUGAGUUCAGUUUAGUGAGAUCGAGCCGGAGAAAAACUGCCUGCCAACAUGUUCAAGGUCGCUGUCUUCAUUUCCCUGCUGGCUGCAGCCAGCUGCAGCCCAGUGGAUGCAACAUAUAUUCCUUCAGGGCAAAGCGACGUUGGAUCGGGAGCUCGCAGCACUUUUUCCCCAUCUCUCAGUGGCCUAAAUGCAGGAACUGAUGCCACACCCAAACCUAAACCGAUUGCAGUCCUAAAAUCUUCCCUGGAAAACACCGGCGAUGGCACCUACAGCUACAACUAUGAAUCUGCCAACGGAAUCGUGUCUGAAGAAGCAGGCGAUGUGCGUGGCGACGGCACCAAAGCGCAUGGCUCUUAUUCCUUCACUUUGCCUGAUGGUCAGCACGUUUCAGUCAGCUACACAGCUGAUGAAAACGGGUUUGUUGCACAAGGUUCCCAUAUACCAGACAUUCCAGAAGCUAUCCAGAAAGCUUUGGAAGCCAACGCGGCUGCUGAAGCUAGAGGAGUUUUCGAUGAUGGCCAGUGGCAUGGUGAAGGAUUGGAAGAGAGCCAAUAUAAGGAGGAAAUAGGAUCUGCAGUUGGUGCUGGCAGUGUCAUCAGCGCCAAGUCAGCAGGGCAAGGAUACACUUAUUAACAAUGUUUGAUCGCCUCUAUGUCUGAAUAAAUCCCAGUUUUGGAAA